AUGGAACCUAACAGAGACCUGGCUGUGCUGAGUGGCGCUGUAACUAGUCCGGACGUUCUGCACCAGGGCCUCAGCAAGCGAGAGAACAAACGAAAGUACUCGCCCGCGAGGCACGGCUGGUUAGUAGCACGGUCCAACUCUCCAGGGACGCGCGUCUCCGACUCCAUUUGGCCCAGCUCAGCUUGUAGGCCCCUGGAGCUCGUCGCGUCGCCUCGGCAACCAGAGAAUAGUCGGGGGAGUGGGCGGGGACAGAGUGAGUCCGGCAGCCUCUGUGUUGGCACCUACGGCCAUCAGCAACCCAGCUGGUCCCACAGCGGAGCUCCCCAGACCCGCAUGGAGACCCAAGAGUUUUCGGGUUCAUUCGAGCUGUUAGAUGGGCAUGAUACGACAGAAGUAUCUGCUUCUUUGAAAGUUCUCCAGGAGCCCUUAGAACACAGGAUCCCCAACCUGCAGGAUGAGCCCACAGACUCUGAGGAGCGGGAAGAGCUGCAGGUAUCCGAGUCAGCCCACGAGCAAGGCCAGCGAGACAAGUGCAAAGAGAGCUCCAAGCCCUACAAGCGCUAUAAGCCAUAUUCACUUUCUGAACCCCACGAACACUAUGAGCCCUACGCUCCCCAUGCUCUCCAGGGGCCCCAUGAAUACAACGAAUCCUAUGAAGUGUGCGAAUCCUACAAGCCCCACGCGCCCAGGGAGUUCCAUGAACCCCGCGAAUCCUGCGAGAUCUACGAGCCCUACGAGCCCUCUGAGCCCUCUGUGCUCCAUACACCCGGCAAACCUCAGGAGCCAAGCGCACCCGGUGAACUCCACAAGGUCCACGCUCCCGCUCCCCGUAAGCCCCACAAGGCCCACAAGGCUCACGAAGGUGAGCUGCUUCCCAGCUCCGCCUUAAUGCUCUCUCCAUCUCUGGUGAUCAGAUUCCCGCCAUGGGUUCCCUGGUCUUCUCCAAAAGAUCCCGUUCCCCGUGAGUUUGUAAGGAAACGUGUUUUUUCUAGGAAGAGAAUCCGGGAUCUUUCUAAGCCUAAAAAACAAUGGGGAACCCCAGAUAGAAAACUGCUUUGGGGAAAUCAAGAUCCUAUCCGCCCGGUCUGCGAUGGUGCCUUGAAGACUCAGAUGAGCAAAAGACUUGAAAACCUUGCCUUGCCCAAGGAAGUCUCCUACAGAUACAUACCUAACAGGUUAGUAUUGGUUCAAUAUUACUACAGCUGCGGCAGAGAAUCUGUAAUCUGGGAUAUGCCUUCUCCUGUGCUGUUAAAAAAACCUUCCAAAAGGAUCCAGAAGCUAGCACAGCCCAACAGAUUCAAGAUAAUGCAUCUAACAGAUAGGCCAUUCAGUGAUUACAUAAUGAAAGAGCCUCUUCAACUCUCUGGUCCUUCUGCCCGGAUAGUACGACUCUCAAUAGCCAAAUCCAUACAUCCAAACUAUGUUCCUCCAAAAGACAGUGAAAACAAGAUUUCAUUUUAUACCCUGAAUGCUGUCGCAAGUCCAAGAACUGUAGACCUUGCCCAUCCAAGGAUGAAGAUAGAGGGUCUGUGCUAUCCAAGAGAAAAAAGUGAAGUGCCCAUCCGUCCUAUAUCCCAAGCCGCCCUGCUAGCCAAAGCCAGCACUCGAAUAAUAGCUCUAGCUAAGGCCAAGACUCUUCAUGAAGAUUAUUUACCUCCCCGUGACCCCUACUGGCCGGUCUCUUAUGCUGCUAUGCAUUCCAAGGCAUCUCCCAGAGUCCAAGAACUGGCUAAUCCAAAUACAAGGACUCCUGUGCAUAUUGUGUACUACGACCCACAGGUCUUUAAAGUCAAGCCAGCUGCUUUGAAAUCACAAUGUUCUCAGAGGAUCAAGGAGUUGGCAGAACCUCUUACACGUUAA
This is a messenger RNA of Artibeus jamaicensis (Jamaican fruit-eating bat), 1860 nucleotides long. RefSeq names its product theg spermatid protein like (gene SPMAP2L). The transcript is spliced from 10 exons. Lineage: Eukaryota; Metazoa; Chordata; Mammalia; Chiroptera; Phyllostomidae. The record is from RefSeq and is a predicted model, not a curated record. Bases 1 to 1860 code for a protein of 619 amino acids.